Molecule: messenger RNA, 714 nt
Organism: Dibothriocephalus latus
Lineage: Eukaryota; Metazoa; Platyhelminthes; Cestoda; Diphyllobothriidea; Diphyllobothriidae
Source: the annotation of a GenBank genome assembly
GGAAGCUCAGAAAAGACCGAAAGUCCAACUUCUCUUCCGCAAUCCGCCGCACUUCCGCCCCGACCCGGCGGUGUGGAAUCUCGCAAACACUUUGUUUCCUCCUCCUCCUCCUCCGCCGCCUCAAAUGCAGACUGUCCCGAACCCCGUUGCGAGGCCGACAACAAGUCCGAUACAGAGGAUGACUUUGAACUGAUUGAGGUCAAUGGCAAGCGUGAUGGCAGUGGGCCUGAUCUCAGUCGUCAGGUGGCGCAGACUACACCACAGGUCUGCCAAAUGGAGGAACCCUAUGAGUACCUACCCUCCUCUGAAUGGGCCACAACGCUACUGAACGCCCUGUCUGAAGACGAUAAGUCCAUCAGUUCGAGGACAGGGGAUUCGGAAUCUUCCCAGCGCCCCAUAAUUUCAGAGACAGUUGGUGAGGCUUCCAAGUCUGCCUCCCCCACUGACGCUGGUGCUCCCCUGAAAGCGAGCACGCCUGAUUCAAUCGUCUCGACCGACAAGACCUCCCCAAGCAAGACUAUUGGAAACGGCUUAAACAAUAACCUCAAUGCAGGUCCGAUUACCGUUCGAGUAUGCACUUUAAAUUGUCAAAGCCGUGAACGGCACUGUGACAGACCAGAAACCAACAGGAGUUGUCCCAAGAUCUCAAAGUUAACUCCAGUAGCUGGCAUGGCUAGUUUACCGCAUAUUAUUCUGGUUCGUGAGUGCUGUUAG